Messenger RNA from Microcebus murinus (gray mouse lemur), 7024 nucleotides. NCBI's taxonomy places the organism in Eukaryota, Metazoa, Chordata, Mammalia, Primates, Cheirogaleidae. The record is from RefSeq and is a predicted model, not a curated record.
AAGGCAGGGGACUGGCAAAUGGGAGAAAGCUAAAGCAAAAUGUCACAGGGGUGGGGGUGGUUAAAAACCUCACUCUGGGCUGUGUCGCCAGCAGUUCUGUGGAUUGACAGCUGAGGACACAAGGACUGAUAAAACCAGGCAUCUGACUAGCGGGAGUGAUGCCUAUUCUUGCUCAUGACUUUCUCAUUUUUCCAUCUCUGGGACACUGGCAGAGGUUUGGGUUCAAAUGUUAUAGGGUGGGGGGAAGAACGAAUAUCAAGUAUGUACUUCAUGACAGGUGUGACUAGAUUCUUUCCUGAGGACCAUUAUUCCUCAUUUUACAGAUGAAGAAACUGACACAGAGAGGUUAAAUAACUUGUUCAAGGCUGUGCAGUAGCAAAUAAUCUUGCUAAGGUUUGAAACCUGGUCUUACGCCAAAGAUGCUUCUAAUGAAGUAUUUUGAAGAGCCAAGCUUUCUUUGGUGACCUUUUCCAAAUACCAGGCUGACCAAAAGUCUUAUAUUCCUGAUCUGUCCUUCUAGAUGGCUAUGUUAAGAGGUUGAAGGGCAUGGUGCUUUAUAGGAUAUAGGAGAAGGGAUGUCCACAAAACUUGGCUGGGGGUGACCUAGGAAUGGAGGUUUGGGGGUGCACAGAGAAGUCCCAGCCUGACUUCUGUUUUUUGGGUCCUUGGGUGUCAGUUUAAGUGCUGCUCAUCUGGCUUGAGCAUCUGGUUCUUUGGCUAUCUGUGGCAAGUGCUGGCUGGGUAUUGUCCCAUCUUGCCCCUACUGAGUACAAAUGUCAGUGCUGCUAGCUUGGCAGGUUAAGUACAAGGAGCCCCUCAGGGUGCCCGGUGGGCAUGGAGGAGUGUGGCCUUGGUGGGGGCCCAGGUAUCCAUGGAUGACAGUGCUUUCAUCCUCAUCUACUCUUGGCCUGGGCUCAGCCAGGAGACACAAUAAAAGUCUUGUCAUGGAGUCCUUCCACCCCAGUUCAAGAUACUUUUUCCAGGAAACCUGGGAUCCUGGACUGAUUUAGUUACCCAUGAUCUCUGUAACUUGGGCCAGCCAUAUAAAACUGCCUUGGACCUCAGUUUUUAUUUUUCUUUUUGUUUUUUUCCCAGGAGGCCACAGGACCAGCCUUACAGGGUUUUGGUGAAGAUCAGAUGGAAUUAGUAUGUCGUGGUUUAGUGGCCUCCUGGUCCCGAAAGUGGAUGAACGGAAAACGGCCUGGGGUGAACGCAAUGGGCAGAAGCGUCCGCGACGUCACAGGACUCGGGCCAGUGGCUUCUGCACACCCCGCUACAUGAGCUGCCUCCGAGAUGCAGAGCCACCCAGCCCCACCCCCGCGGUGCCCCCUCGGUGUCCCUGGCAGGAUGAGGCCUUCAUCCGGAGGGGCGGCCCAGGCAAGGGCAUGGAUCUGGGGCUGCGGGCGGUGGCCCUGGGCUUUGAGGACGCUGAGGUGACGGCGGCUGUCGGCACGGCUGAGGUGGCGCCCGACGCGGCGCCCAGACGCAGCCGAUCCUGCUGGCGCCGUCUGGUGCAGGUGUUCCGGUCGAAGCAGUUCCGCUCGGCCAAGCUGGAGCGCCUGUACCAGCGGUACUUCUUCCAGAUGAACCAGAGCAGCCUAACGCUGCUGAUGGCGGUGCUCGUGCUGCUCACGGCCGUGCUGCUGGCCUUCCACGCCGCGCCCGCCCGCCCACAGCCUGCCUACGUGGCCCUGCUGGCCUGCGCCGCCACCCUCUUCGUGGCGCUCAUGGUGGUGUGUAACCGGCAUAGCUUCCGCCAGGACUCCAUGUGGGUGGUGAGCUACGUGGUGCUGGGCAUCCUGGCGGCUGUGCAGGUUGGGGGCGCCCUGGCAGCCAAUCCGCACAGCCCCUCUGCAGGCCUCUGGUGCCCUGUGUUCUUCGUCUACAUCAUCUACACACUCCUCCCCAUCCGCAUGCGGGCCGCCGUCCUCAGUGGCCUGGGCCUCUCCACCCUGCAUUUGAUCUUGGCCUGGCAACUCAAUCGUGGGGAUGCCUUCCUCUGGAAGCAGCUUGGUGCGAAUGUGCUGCUCUUCCUCUGCACCAACGUCAUUGGCAUCUGCACACAUUACCCGGCUGAGGUGUCUCAGCGCCAGGCCUUUCAGGAGACCCGCGGUUACAUCCAGGCCCGGCUGCACCUGCAGCAUGAGAAUCGGCAGCAGGAGCGGCUGCUGUUGUCGGUGUUGCCCCAGCACGUUGCCAUGGAGAUGAAAGAAGACAUCAACACAAAAAAAGAAGACAUGAUGUUCCACAAGAUCUACAUCCAGAAGCAUGACAACGUCAGCAUCCUGUUUGCAGACAUUGAAGGCUUCACCAGCCUGGCAUCCCAGUGCACUGCGCAGGAGCUGGUCAUGACCCUGAAUGAGCUCUUUGCCCGGUUUGACAAGCUGGCUGCGGAAAAUCACUGCCUAAGGAUCAAGAUCUUAGGGGACUGUUACUACUGUGUGUCGGGGCUGCCAGAGGCGCGGGCAGACCAUGCCCACUGCUGUGUGGAGAUGGGGGUGGACAUGAUCGAGGCCAUCUCGCUGGUUCGUGAGGUGACAGGUGUGAAUGUGAACAUGCGCGUGGGCAUCCACAGCGGGCGCGUGCACUGUGGUGUCCUUGGCCUGCGGAAAUGGCAGUUUGAUGUGUGGUCCAACGACGUGACCCUGGCCAACCACAUGGAGGCAGGGGGCCGGGCCGGCCGCAUCCACAUCACUCGGGCCACGCUGCAGUACCUGAAUGGGGACUACGAGGUGGAGCCAGGCCGUGGCGGUGAGCGCAAUGCAUACCUCAAGGAGCAGCACAUUGAGACCUUCCUUAUCCUGGGUGCCAGCCAGAAACGGAAAGAGGAGAAGGCCAUGCUGGCCAAGCUGCAACGGACACGGGCCAACUCUAUGGAAGGGCUGAUGCCACGCUGGGUGCCUGACCGCGCCUUCUCCCGGACCAAGGACUCCAAGGCUUUCCGCCAGAUGGGCAUCGAUGACUCCAGCAAAGACAACCGGGGCGCCCAGGAUGCCCUGAACCCUGAGGACGAGGUGGAUGAGUUCCUGGGCCGUGCCAUUGAUGCCCGCAGCAUCGAUCAGCUGCGCAAGGACCACGUGCGCCGGUUCCUGCUCACCUUCCAGAGAGAGGAUCUGGAGAAGAAGUACUCUCGGAAGGUGGAUCCCCGCUUCGGAGCCUAUGUCGCCUGUGCCCUGUUGGUCUUCUGCUUCAUCUGCUUCAUCCAGCUCCUCGUCUUCCCACACUCCACCCUGAUGCUUGGGAUCUACGCCAGCAUCUUCCUGCUGCUGCUCAUCACCGUGCUGACCUGCGCCGUGUACUCCUGUGGUUCUCUGUUUCCUAAGGCCCUGCAACGUCUGUCCCGCAGCAUCGUCCGCUCGCGGGCACACAGCACUGCAGUUGGCAUCUUCUCAGUCCUGCUUGUGUUCACCUCUGCCAUCGCCAACAUGUACACCUGUAACCACACCCCCAUACGGACCUGUGCAGCGCGGAUGCUGAAUUUAACACCUGCCGACGUCACUGCCUGCCACCUGCAGCAGCUCAAUUACUCUCUGGGCCUGGAUGCUCCCCUGUGUGAGGGCACCGCACCCACCUGCAGCUUCCCUGAGUACUUCGUCGGGAACAUGCUGCUGAGUCUCUUGGCCAGCUCUGUCUUCCUGCACAUCAGCAGCAUCGGGAAGUUGGCCAUGAUCUUUGUCUUGGGGCUCAUCUAUUUGGUGCUGCUUUUGCUGGGUCCCCCAGCUACCAUCUUUGACAACUAUGACCUACUGCUUGGCGUCCAUGGCUUGGCUUCUUCCAAUGAGACCUUCAAUGGGCUGGACUGCCCAGCUGCAGGGAGGGUGGCACUCAAGUAUAUGACCCCUGUGAUUCUGCUGGUGUUUGCACUGGCGCUGUACCUGCAUGCUCAGCAGGUGGAGUCAACUGCCCGCCUGGACUUUCUCUGGAAACUGCAGGCAACAGGGGAGAAGGAGGAGAUGGAGGAGCUCCAGGCAUAUAACCGGCGCCUGCUGCAUAAUAUCCUGCCCAAGGACGUGGCUGCCCACUUCCUGGCCCGGGAGCGCCGCAAUGAUGAGCUCUACUAUCAGUCGUGUGAGUGUGUGGCUGUUAUGUUUGCGUCCAUUGCCAACUUCUCGGAGUUCUAUGUGGAGCUGGAGGCAAACAACGAGGGCGUCGAGUGCCUGCGGCUACUCAAUGAGAUCAUCGCUGACUUCGAUGAGAUCAUCAGCGAGGAGCGGUUCCGGCAGCUGGAGAAGAUCAAGACGAUUGGUAGCACCUACAUGGCUGCCUCGGGGCUGAACGCCAGCACCUAUGAUCAGGUGGGCCGCUCCCACAUCACUGCCCUCGCCGACUACGCCAUGCGGCUCAUGGAGCAGAUGAAGCACAUCAAUGAGCACUCCUUCAACAACUUCCAGAUGAAGAUUGGGUUGAACAUGGGCCCAGUUGUGGCAGGCGUCAUCGGGGCUCGGAAGCCACAGUAUGACAUCUGGGGGAACACAGUGAAUGUCUCUAGCCGCAUGGACAGUACGGGGGUCCCUGACCGAAUCCAGGUGACCACGGACCUGUACCAGGUUCUAGCUGCCAAGGGCUACCAGCUGGAGUGUCGAGGGGUGGUCAAGGUGAAGGGCAAGGGGGAGAUGACCACCUACUUCCUCAAUGGGGGUCCUAGCAGUUAGCAGGGCCCAGCCACAAAUUCAGCUGAAGGGACCAAGGCGGGCAUUGAGUGGACUCUGUGCUCACUGGGUGGAGCUGUGGCAGGGGGCACCGAGCCUCUAGACCCUGCUGACUGCAAAAGGGAACACCGCAGCAGGCUGUGCUUGGACCAUGCUCGUCUGCUCUCAGGCUGGUGAACAAGGGGACACCCAGAGGAUUAUGCAAGUGACUUUUUUAAUUGGGGUAGGGCUGUUUCCUCUCCUUUCUUCCAGCUUUUGGGAACGGGAAGGGGCAGCAGCAGUGGCAGGGAAGCCCUCCUGCCUAAGAGAUUAAAAUGGCAGCUUGCCAUGCCUGCCCUUUCCUUGUCUGGGCAACAGGUUCGGGGCUGGGCCCUUCCUUUCCCUCUUUUUCCUGGGAAUAUUUUUUACAAAGUCUGGGGGCAGGCAUGAGGAGUGCCUAUUCCGUGCUUGCCUUUGCUAUGCCUGCAUCCUCAGCACUGGUCCUGGGCACCUCCCCAUCCCAGCCAGGUCCCCCUCCUAGGCACAGGGCAGAGGAGGGAGAUGCUCUGGGGACCCAGCUGUGUCCAUAUUUCAGGGGAAUGUUUCCAUUUGCCAAAUCCUAGUCCCAUGAUCUGUCCCCAAAGGGGAACAAAGGGACUUGUGACAGCUCAGAUUUAGCCUCAGUUCCUGCACACUCCAGGGAACAGGGUGUCUGGCCUCACUGGUACUGUGAAAAUGCCCAGCUGAAAGCAAGCAUGUGUGCAGGGAUGGCAGGAGUUAGAAGUUCACCCGCAGGUGCCAAGGAACAGGCCGGCCAGGGCAUGGGCGGUGCCAGAUUAUGAUCUGAGGACCCUGACAGGGGUCAAGAUCAGGUCACUCUGCCUCAGCACUCUCUUGCUGUCUGCUGGCAAGGGGGCAUGGAGCAUCUCUACCCCUUCUGUUGCCAAAUGAAAAGGGUCAGGGCAUGGAGGAAGAUGACCCUGAGCCCAAACCUGUCCUCCCAAGUCUCAGCACUGGGGAGGGCCUGUGUGUUUAUGUAACUGUGUGUGCAUGUUGGUCUUUGUGUGCAUAUCUGUUUUCCAGGUCUUUGUGUGUCCUUGUGCUCCUGCUCCUCAGCUCUCCACCCCAGGUUGCCUUUCUCCUGUGGGCCUCUGUCUUCUGGGAAUAAGGCAGGCUUUCCUAUUUCAAGGGACGUAGAGAUGCCCAGGUUGCACAGGAGCAGGAUGGGGUGUGGUAGCAAAAAGAGGGUGGCUGGGGAAAGGAGUCCUCUUUGUGCCAAAUCCCUAAGUGCCGUUUUGGGGCCACAUGUGCAGCAUGACUGUCUUCCUGCCUAUGGCAGGGACCCAAGCGCCUGCUUGAGCCCCAGUGCUCCAUGCACUUGAACUGUAUGUAUGGGGUUGGUGGGCAGAGGCUCAGGAAUUUCCUGGGUUCCCCACAUCCUGGGAUGUGGUAUGCUUUGGGACUGGGCUAGCAUGGGAUCCCUCUGAGGACCCAGAUAUUGGUACUAGGGGACAGGGCUGGGGAACCUUAAACUUGGCUUUCCCCAGCCUUCAGCCUGAGUCUAGCAUGUUCCUGCCUCCCCAACCCCUGUGGGGAAGGGUUACAUGGGCUGGGAGAAGGGUUAGGAGGUUGAACUCUAGAUUCCCUUUCUAUCCUUGCCAUUUUUUUACCCCUUACCCUGCAACCUCGACUCUGGCUUGAAUUAGUUGGUGCCUUGGUUUCUCUAUCUGUACCUAUUUAAGCCAAAGGCACUAGCCUCAAUUUUGCUUGAAGAUCACUAUGUCUUGGAAGUGACAGAGAGGCAGAGGAGAGAGAGUCCACAGAGUCCCUAGGUUUGGGAAAUGGAAGGGACAGGCAGCGGGUUUGCCUUUCCACAUCCCCUUCUGAUGCCAGCUCCCUGUAGAGGCCCUGUUUUGGGCUCAGUACUUCCUGUCUUGGGGGAUCUUCAUGCAUCAGCCAAAAGGGCAAUCAGGCACUUCAUUAGCCAAGGCAGAAAGAGGGGAAAAAAUUAGUUGGUCCAGACAGAAAGUCCACUUCCCUGCCCCUGGCCAUAUCCCUGGAGAGGAAGGGACUGCUUGGUGCCAUGGGGUAAGGGUGAGGAUGUAAGUAGACCAGAGUGGGAAGACCUCAACCUUGAGUGACUCGUCUCUUCUUCUUGCGAGCUGGGAGGGGCCUGUCCACACCCUGGCUCCCCAUACCACAGUGCCAGCCAUGGCCUUCUCUUGGCUACCAUUGCCCCUUUCCUCCCCAGUUGGUGGAGGAGUCAGGAUGGGAGGCCAUGGGCUUUGGUUUUAUAAUGUAACCACUGUGGGGGUGGAGGGAGGGAUGUUGUACCAUGUAUUUCAGUGAAAUAUUUAAUAUAUUUAAAUACCAAUAAAAUCAAACUCUUUGUAAAA